AUGGCCAAUGCAGCAUCUGGAAUGGCUGUGCACGAUGACUGCAAGUUAAGAUUUUUGGAACUGAAGGCCAAAAGAACUCACAGGUUUAUAAUCUAUAAGAUUGAGGAGAAGCAGAAGCAAGUUGUUGUGGAAUUUGUGGGUGAGCCAACCCAGAGCUAUGAGGACUUUACAGCAAGCCUUCCUGCUGACGAGUGUCGCUAUGCUGUCUAUGAUUUUGACUUCGUGACUGCAGAGAAUUGCCAGAAAAGCAGGAUUUUCUUCAUUGCGUGGUCGCCUGACACAUCUAGAGUCAGAAGCAAGAUGAUUUAUGCAAGCUCAAAAGACAGAUUCAAGAGGGAACUUGAUGGAAUUCAGGUGGAGUUGCAAGCAACCGAUCCAACUGAGAUGGGUCUUGAUGUUAUUCAAAGCCGUGCCAGCUGA
This is a messenger RNA of Ilex paraguariensis (yerba mate), 420 nucleotides long. Lineage: Eukaryota; Viridiplantae; Streptophyta; Magnoliopsida; Aquifoliales; Aquifoliaceae. The record is from the annotation of a GenBank genome assembly.